AUGGAUCUCGACGCGGGCGACUCCCCGUGGGGCGAUGAGCCAUCCCAGUCCACUACGACCCAUGUGACGCCAAAGCCCGACACCGAGGACAGUGCUGGUAGCCCCCGCACAAUCCGCACAGUCAAGCAGCGGCCUUGCAGUUCGUACGCCAGGGGGACGAGGUGCCCGAGGGGGCGCAAGAUUAGUGCGCAGGCGACACGUUUGGAAGCCGUUGACGACACCGUUGACCCACUGGGCCCAUUGGGCGAAGCACCGCUCGAGGCUGGGACUUCCACAGAGGAGGCCCCGGCACCGCCGCAGAAAGAACCAUUCGCCGGACGCAGUGCGCGACCACUCUCGUCUCCUUCUCAAGCUUCCAGCGCAGCGGGCGUGGCAGACUCGGUCAAUGUGGAAGACGAUGCCACGGGAUUUCGCGGUCCCCCGCCCGUGCAACCGCCGAUGGACACAGAAGGACCCAAGCGACAGUCGCAGCCCAGUGUUAGUGUGGAACAGGCUGCAAAACCGACAUUCGAGAUCAGCGUGGGAGAUCCACACAAAGUGGGGGAUUUAACAAGUAGUCACAUUGUCUACCAAGUUCGGACAAAGACGACAUCAAAAGCAUAUCGCCAACCCGAAUUUGCCGUCACCCGCCGUUACCGCGAUUUCCUAUGGAUUUACAAUUCCCUGCACAACAACAACCCCGGAGUGGUGGUCGCGCCCCCGCCCGAGAAGCAAGCUGUUGGCCGAUUUGAUACCAAUUUCGUCGAGUCAAGGAGAGCUGCUCUGGAGCGCAUGUUAAACAAGAUUGCCAGUCACCCUAUUCUUCAACAUGACGCGGACUUGAAAAUCUUCCUGGAGAGUGAAGCUUUCAAUGUUGACGUCAAGAACAAAGAGAAUCGAGAGCCAGAUUUGGGCCAGAACAAGGGCAUGCUGAGCUCUUUUGGCAUUUCGGUAGGCGGAGGAACCAAAUUUGUGGAGCACGACGACUGGUUCCAUGACCGCAAGGUUUAUAUGGACGCACUGGAGAACCAGCUGAGGGCCUUGAUGAAGUCCAUAGACACCGUGGUUGCGCAACGAAAGGGGCUUGCCGAAGCAGCGGGUGACUUCUCAAGCUCACUACAUGCCCUCUCCGCCGUCGAGCUCUCUCCGGCACUCUCUUCGCCUUUGGACGGACUGUCGGAACUUCAGCUGCGCGUUCGGGAGCUCUAUGAACGACAGGCCCAGCAGGAUGUUUUGACGCUCGGAAUCACGAUCGAUGAAUAUAUUCGCUUGAUUGGCAGCGUGAAAACAGCGUUCUCCCAGCGGCAAAAGGCAUUCCACAGCUGGCAUGCCGCAGAGUCAGAUCUCCAGAAGCGCAAGAACACGCAAGACAAGCUACUGCGCCAGGGCAAGACUCAGCAAGACCGACUCAACCAAGUCAGCGCCGAUGUCGCCGAUGCCGAGCGCAAAGUCCACCAAACCCGACUUCUGUUUGAUGAUAUGGGCCGCCUGAUGCGGAAUGAACUGCAGAGGUUUGAGAGGGAGAAGGUGGAAGACUUUAAGUCUGGUGUGGAAACAUUCCUGGAAAGCGCGGUCGAGGCUCAGAAGGAGCUGAUUGAACUCUGGGAAACAUUCCUGUUACGUCUGGAUGCUGGUGAGGAAGGUUUCCCGUAUUAUGUGCCUCCUCCCGUGGCCGGCGAGGUAUCUGCCGGGGCAGAAUCCACGGCAUCGGGCAGUGAAAUUGCGCCGGUGGUUGCCGACGAGGAAGUGUAA
Molecule: messenger RNA, 1731 nt
Organism: Penicillium alfredii
Lineage: Eukaryota; Fungi; Ascomycota; Eurotiomycetes; Eurotiales; Aspergillaceae
Product: sorting nexin 1
Exons: 6
Coding region: 1-1731 (576 amino acids)
Biological process (GO): retrograde transport, endosome to Golgi; protein retention in Golgi apparatus
Cellular component (GO): endosome
Molecular function (GO): phosphatidylinositol binding
Source: RefSeq, a predicted model, not a curated record